Molecule: messenger RNA, 1144 nt
Organism: Chrysemys picta bellii (western painted turtle)
Lineage: Eukaryota; Metazoa; Chordata; Testudines; Emydidae
Source: RefSeq, a predicted model, not a curated record
UUCAUUGGGCAGAAUGCGAACUCCUGUUGCAACAGCAGAGAUAUUUUUUUGCCUAUACAAUCUGAGAGACAGGGUAGGGCAAAGUGACUAUAUACUUCAACAGCUAUGAAACAGCAAGCUGGGAAAUUCUACGUCUAUGCAGUGCCUCUUCUCCUGUUCUCCUUGCAGAUGGCUGUCUUCAUUUGUGCUGAAGAUGCAGCAAAAGAGAACGCAAUCAUCACCCUCAACUCUCCUGCUACUGCUCACACAGCGGUGCUGCCCCUAGUGGUGACCACCCCUGAGCCAUGGCAUCCAUUUGUGGCUCAGAUCCCAGCCAAGGAGAAAGCCAAGGAGGGUGAAACUGUGGUCCUGAAUUGCCAAUUUCACAGUCCCUGGGGCCCAUCCCUGAGCAAGCUGACAGUAAAGUGGUACAAAGUGGAUGAAAAGGGGCAGAGGGACCUACUGGAGAACAAUGUGACUGUCUUGACAAACUACUCCAGGGCUUUCAUACAUGGGAACUUAUCCCAAGGAGAUGCCUCCCUGACUAUCCUCAAUGUGACAGCCAGUGAUCACGGCAUUUAUUUCUGCCAGGUGACGUUGUCCAGUGGGAAGGUGGUGAUGGGGAGUGGUACAAAGCUCAGGAUCAGGAGAGCACUAGGGUUGUUUGGCAUAGAAGAAUCCAUUGGAACAAUCAUCGGGGUUGUGGCAGCCGGUAUAGGAGGCUUGGUGGUUCUGAUUAUAGUUCUAACUCCUCGGUUGAGGAAGUGUCUCCUGUGCAUAAAACAAGCACCUCACCAAGGUAUGGAGGAGACAGUGAAUUCUCGGAUCAGUUACUAUAAAAAUAUGAGCUUCUCAUAAAACACAGACAACAUGUUACAUGUGUCCAAAGUACCUUUAGAACUCCUGUAGAUUUAGCCACUUAGCAGUCACAGACUGGGCAGGGAUCAUGCAAGGAACAGGAUAGCUGGACAGUCCUGGUGAAAUCCAGUGACCAAGACAGAUGUAAGUCUGUGUCUGUUUUUCAGACAAACCUACUCUGGAUGUAACAGCCUGUGUGGACACAGCACAACAUUUACCUGCAAAAAACUUGGAAGGAUUGCCUUGCCCGCAAACUCCCACACAAAGGUACACAUUGAACAGACACAGACCAUUCAAAAAUACUGAG